Limulus polyphemus (Atlantic horseshoe crab) is the source of this 958-nucleotide messenger RNA. RefSeq lists its product as uncharacterized. NCBI's taxonomy places the organism in Eukaryota, Metazoa, Arthropoda, Merostomata, Xiphosura, Limulidae. The record is from RefSeq and is a predicted model, not a curated record. The transcript is spliced from 6 exons. Bases 2 to 640 code for a protein of 212 amino acids.
UAUGAUGAGAAUGAUCCAGCUACCCCAUAUACUAGGCAUUGUCUUUGGGGUUGUACUUGUCCUUAUCACCAUCAUUGUAGCAAAGGUACUUUUGAAAUAUCUUCGUUCAAGGCAUCAAGAACUUCGAGGUACCAAAGGAGAAGAAAAAACAGAAAAACCUGUACAUUCGCUUGAAGACGAAGAAUCCCCCAAACUCGAUGCCCAACUUCUUGAUCUUAUUUCAACAAAACAUGAUUUUUCAGGACCUCCAGAUGUGACUCAUAUAAGUGCAAAUUGGGGUCAUGCUUUAACAGUGGAAUUCCACCCAAGGGAUUUUUCUGAGGAAGUUAUACUUCGAAUGGAUAGAAAACCAUUGUUCAGUCCAUCACAGGCUAUUCGAUGGAGUGAAGGUGAGAGCGGAAGCAGAGAUAGGGUAGCUGGUGAAGGAAGGCCAUCAACGUUCGCUGUUAUUGAAAACCCUGAGUGCAUCCCUGAAAGAGAAAAAUGGGUGCCAAGUCCAGUAGAGAUGUCAUCGCUGCAAAGGAUUGAAGAAGAUGACAGCGGAAUUACAGCAGAAACUCCUUUGAUGAGUGGUCUUCUGGAAGCAGAAAUUUCACAACAGUCCAUGAAGGAGGGCCACAUACUUUCCACAGCAGUGUGAAAAAGGCCUUGUGUUGUGUCCAAGUCGUUGUCGGAGCUUCUUUUAUGGUGAUUAACGCAGUGUGAAAAAGGCCUUGUGUUGUGUCCAAGUCGUUGUUGGAACUUCUUUUAUGAUGAUUAACUUGGUGCCUUGAGUAAUGUAACUGUAAAAAAGAAAGAUAAUUGUUUUUGUUUUGUUUUUUUUGGUCAAGCGGAGCUGGGAAGAAUUUCUGUUGUCUUUUACAAACUCUUACGCCAUGAUUUCAGAACCACGGCUGUGUCAAGUCACGUGUCACAAUUUUAAGGUGAACAUUUUGGUAUUCGUUGUUUUUACAUGAUG